AUGCACAACGUCCACAAGCCAGUUCGUUUUCUUAAUUACUUCCGAUACAAUUAGCACCAUCAAAUGCACGAAAUCCACUGACUCAAUCUUUCAGUCUGUUCCUGGAACCUACGCCAUCUACGAAAGUCUUCGCGAUGGUGUUGAAAUCGGUCUCAACGGACAUGUUCGCAAUAGUCAUCACAAGUAACUUUGUUUUUAACCAAGGAACAUCUAGUCUAUAACUUCAAGGGACUUUUCUGUCGAGCUCCUUUCUGGACCUCAUAUCGUCCUGCAUGUCAACUUCCGCUUCCAUCACGACCACAUCGUCUGUUUGAACUCUGCUAGCCACGGAAACUGGGGACCAGAAGUGAGUUUUCGAGUUGAAAUGGAUGUUGUUGUAAUUUUAACGUUUCCAGCUUCGCCACAGCAAUCCUCUCAAACACGGAGAACACUUCCAUCUAAGCAUCAAGGUCCACUCUGGAUAUUACCACGUAAGCUUUCUUUCCCAUUGAUUUGUUUCAUUCAAACAAUAGAUCUCUGUGAAUGGCGUACACCUUGCCGACUUCCCUCAUCGGUUCCCGGUCGAGUCUGUCCAAGCCGUUGGCCUCAAGGGAGAUCUUCACGCCGACGAGAUCACUUUCGAAGGAUUCGACUUCCACCGAGGCAUCUCAAAAAAAGAAAAAACCCGGAAUGAACUCAAAUUUCAGACUGGAAUGCGCAACAUGACUUUGGACAUUCUGGUUACAACUCAUAUGGCACUGAGAGCUAUGUCGCGCCUUCGGUAAGAUACCAGAACAUUUUUUCCAAAUGAAAAAGGCUAAAUUUUCAGUUCAACGAAGGACAUUCCUACAACGCCUAUUUCUAA
Caenorhabditis auriculariae is the source of this 844-nucleotide messenger RNA. NCBI's taxonomy places the organism in Eukaryota, Metazoa, Nematoda, Chromadorea, Rhabditida, Rhabditidae. The record is from the annotation of a GenBank genome assembly.